CGAUACUGGAGUUUCACUUUCGAGUCUGCGAGUAUAUAAAUGGGAUUCUCCAUUCCUUUGUUCAGAGAAGUCUGUUCUUGAUGAAACACAGCUGACUGUGAAUCACCAUCAUUGUUUCAGAACUGAAAACUUCCUUUGAAGUCACAGUGUGUUGCAGAUGGACUAUUACAUUCCUGCAAAAGACAUACAGCUCAUAACAGCUGACAUCAAGCCUAGGCAAGUGACUGAAGUUGAUCCAUUAAAUGGCAAUGUCCAUGUAAAGAAUUUUCUUCGCAAUUUCGAAAAAUAUAUUCCACAAAUGGCAAUUUACCUCAAGGAGCUACAUGACAUAGCCAAUAGUGUCGACACGUGUAAGAGAGAUGUGAACAUUGCCAAUGUCGCUGGGGCAUCUGCAAGUAUUACAGGAGGACUUCUGGCCAUUGGUGGAUUAAUUGCUUCUCCUUUUACUUUUGGUGCUUCUUUGGCUCUCACUGGGGUGGGAAUUGGGCUGGGUGCAGCUGGUGGUGUCACUAACAUUGGAGCAUCUAUUACUGAUCAUGUUGUUCAAAACAUGAAAAGUGACAGGAUGAAAGAAAUCAUAGACCUCUAUAAAGAAGACAGCAAAAUCAUUGCAGAGAGCUUGUGUCAGUUACAGCAGAGUAUUGAAGUAUCAAUUAGAAUGAGAGAGGAAACUAUAUCAAGAAGCUCAGUGAUUGGUGCAACUCAGGCUAUUUCUAAAAGCUUGAAUCCUGUUCUUGUUGUGACUUCACGUGUGACCGGAAAUGCUUUAAAAGCAGCUAAAGCUUUGUCAGGAGUUCUGUCAGGAGUCCUUGUGGUAUGGGAUAUGUAUUGUUUGGUGAAAGAUGCAAAGGACCUUCAAGAAGGAAGUAAGACUGAACUUGCUCAGGAAAUAAGGAAAGCAGCUGAUGCUAUGGAGAAGGAAAUAGAGGAAUAUAGAAAGGUUUAUCGUGAAAUAAUGGAUAUUCGCUAUUGAACAAAUGCUAACUGAUUGGUGAAAUUUUAAACUGCCAAUGUUUGUAACAUCUUUCCCCAAAUCAUUCAAAGCAUUUCCUAUUCUUUGAAAAUUACUAUUCUGAUACUUGUUAAUUCAGUUUUGUGUUCUGAUGAGGAUUAGUCUAGUGGAGAGUUGGAUUGAAAUAAAGUUGGACUCUUUCAAAGCUCUAGCUUGCACAAACCCUUCUGAAGAUUUGCUAUUGUGCCCACUGCAUUAAUUGUAUUAUCAGAAAAGGUUUCAAAUUAAAAUCUUCAUGUUUGUGUCUCAA
Chiloscyllium plagiosum (whitespotted bambooshark) is the source of this 1262-nucleotide messenger RNA. The record is from RefSeq and is a predicted model, not a curated record. NCBI's taxonomy places the organism in Eukaryota, Metazoa, Chordata, Chondrichthyes, Orectolobiformes, Hemiscylliidae.